Messenger RNA from Symbiodinium sp. CCMP2456, 5079 nucleotides. NCBI's taxonomy places the organism in Eukaryota, Dinophyceae, Suessiales, Symbiodiniaceae. The record is from the annotation of a GenBank genome assembly.
AUGGGAAAGAAGUUGAUGGCUAUGACAACAUUGAUGGCAGCCACGAUGUCACAGUUGUUGUUGGGUUUGCACCUUGAUGGGUGUGAAGGUCUCUGGGAGAUCUCUGGAGCACCUCACAGUUGGAUGAGUGAUGCAGCUGAACAACAAGGACUACGGCCACGGAGGAUCAAUCUUCGGUACGGCUAUGAUGUCUACAAGAAGGACACUUGGUCACAGCUACAACACCUUCGGCGACAGCGGCGUCCUCGGCGUAUCUGGGUGUCGUUGCCGUGUACUAAGUGGUGCUCUUGGUCUUCAACGAGGUACUGUGAUGAAGCCCGACAAGUUCAGCUGGCAACGGAGCGACGGCGUGAACGUCGCAUGCUAUGGGAAGCUGUGAGCUUCCUCCUGGAAACCUUGGAUGAAGAUCCGUCUGUCAAGAUCUACUUUGAAUGGCCUCACCCCAGCAUUGGAUGGAGACAACAACCUAUGAUGUACUUGGCACAACAACUUCAACAACGAGGCAUUGAUUGGUUGUCAUGUCGAAUUGACGGUUGCCGCUAUGAUCUUCGAGAUCCUGAAGACAACAGCUUUAUUUUGAAGAAAUGGAUGGUCAAGACCAAUGACGAGGUCUUUCAUCAGACCUACCGGGCGAAGGUCUGUGUGGGUAACCAUGUUCACUCCCACACGGAAGGGCAAGGAAUGACGAGUGCGGCCUACUAUCCGUGGAAGUUGGUUCAGUCUAUCACGCGCUUUUGGCGCGACCAACUUGGACCCCUACGUCACGCACGGAUGCUACGACAGCAGGAAGAGGUCAAUGUGGAAGAUGAUCAACUGGAUGUUGAUCCAUGGUCCUUGUCAUUGGUGGAGGACAAGUCUGACGUGGAAGAGACUCCCGAGGUGAUGAUUGGACAAGCGGCUACUCUGGACAUCAACGCCCACGCCCGUGAGGCGAGUGCCCGGCAACGGUAUGGUUUUGAUGAUUUGGAAAGACUAUGCAACUUGAUCUACAACUACCUUGGAGUGACUCUUCAACAACACCAUCUUCGAUGGGCACAGACUCCCUCUCAACUACUACAGCUUGGUCUGUAUUCCUUUGGAGCCUUUGGUGGACUGACCAACAGGACUCACACGUACAAGGAGGUGGUGAUCUACGUCAAUGAGUUUCUUCGUCGUCAUCUACCACAACAGACCUGGACGAGCAUCCUUAUCAACUUCAAUGGACGGACCUUACCACACCGAGAUCACAACAACCAGAAAGGAUCAUCAAACAUUCUGACAUGCUUUGGUUCCUUUGCUGGUGGAGGUCUAUGGCUUCAAGAUGAGAGUGGAAAAACCACGGAUCGAGUUCGCCGGAGAUUAGCCAAUGGAUCGGUUGUCUACGGUAACAUGUUCGAGACCUUCAAGAAGUUCGUCAUCUUCAGUCCAGAGACUUUGCACGCAACUCAACAAUGGCGAGGCUUCCGGAUAGCAGUGACCGCGUACUCUUCAAGGAUGAUCGACAAGGUCUCACGACAAGAACGAGAACAACUACGAGCACUUGGAUUUCCUCUACCUACAACGAGUCCAUCUCAAAUGGUUUCGAUUGCAGAACAAACGUCAUCUACUACCACGGGUCCUUCUCAAAUGAUUUUGGUUGCAGAACAGACGUCAUCUACUACCACGGGUCCUUCUCAAAUGAUUUCGGUUGCAGAACAGACGUCAUCUACUACCACGGGUCCUACUACAGAUGUGGACAAAGGAUUGGAGUCACACGCAGAAGGCGUUUCCCAGGAAGAGUACGAGCGAUGGAUGACCCAAGUAGCGAAAUUCCACAAGGCAGCUGGACAUCCGUCGAAUCGGAACUUGGCCCGAAUCGUGAAGGACGCAGGACACCCUGAGUGGAAAGUGGAAGCUGCACGUAUCUAUCAGUGUCCCACUUGUCUGAGUUUGAAACCUGGUGGCACCAGCUCUGGUCGUGUACCACCAGCUAGCACACACGCCCAGUAUGGUGCAUGGGAAGCAGUGGCAGUUGAUGCAGCGGAGUGGGUGCCACCUGGGAGGAAGAUCAAGGUGAAGUUUCUGCUCUUCAUGGACGUUGCUACGAAGUUGCGAGUGACGUGCCCUUUGUAUGUCUAUGACUUUCUCGAGAUGAAGGCAGAGUCAAGCCAAGACUUCAUGAGGAGCUUCACUGAGCGAUGGCUGGGGACAUAUCCUAAGCCAAGGGUGGUGUUGAUGGAUUCAGCAAAGAGCCUUAUUUCUGAGACCACUCAUCAGUAUCUUUCGGACUUGAACAUUCUGGUGCACUUCAUUGCCGAGAAAGAGUCUUGGGCACAUGGCACGGUCGAGGCUGCUGUUCAGGACGUCAAGUUGACGGCUUCGGCUAUCUACCAGGACCUGAGAGACCUGCAACCCGAGAUGGCAUUGUUCCUGGCCACUGCGGCCCUGAAUUCCACAGAGUACACCGCCGGAUUCUCCUCGUUCCAAUGGGCUUUUGGGAAACAGUACUCCCUCUCCGAUGAGGAUGUACGAACCUUUGCCACUACGAACUAUGAGGGCGAGUAUACGAGGCUUGUUACUCUACGACAGCAAGCAGAAGAAGUUGCUGUGAGGACGAGGGCAAAACGAGUACUUUCGCGACUACAAAAUUCUACGGUGCGACAACCUCUUCGUGAGUUUGAGCCAUUCGCCCUCGUGAAGAUCUGGCGUCAUGUGUGGCCGCAUGAGCAAGCCAAGGGAACUCGUGGUGGAUUUCGGAAAUCUGGACGGCCGCAUUGGGCCGGACCAGGGCGAGUCAUCUUUCAAGAAGUACUACCUCACCAGGAGUCCGGAGACACGCGACGCCAUAUUGUGUGGGUGCUGAUCGGCCAGCGACUGUUUCGUUGCUCAGUGCAUUCCGUACGACCAGUGACUGAAGAGGAGAAGUUUGUCUACGAGACGACCGCAAGGGAGAACGUCACUUCUUGGAGGACGCUUGCCGAUGUUUUACCGAAACGUGAGUACUUCGAUGUUGUGAAUGAAGAACCCAGCCCGGAAGAUCAGGAACUCCCAGAUCUACCUGAACAACCAGACAAGACCACUGUCGUGGUACCAACACGACGCGUCCGAGCCAAAACAAGUCCUACAGAAGUGAAUGAGCCUGAGUCUGGAACACACUCGUCUACAGCUACGUCGUCUCAAGUUCGUCCACAUGAACCACCAGACGUCAAUGACUACGAGCAACCAGCACCCAAAAGGAGCAAGGCCGAUGAGCCAAGUUGGGUUGAUGAGCUCUAUGCCGAAGCUGUGAUCGAGGAACAGACGAUUGACAUUUUCCAUGCCAUGUCGGAGAUCAAUGAGUUCCUUCGGAUUGAGAUUGACAUUGAUCAAUUGAGUUCCAACAGACAACGAAAGAUGCUGGAGCGCAAUCCUGUGGCGUUCCUGGCAAAGAAGAUGCGGGACUCAGAAGUGGUGAUCAGCAAGCUACCGUCUGAUGAGCGAGAACUCUUCUCUCGGGCUAAGGCCAAGGAAGACGGCAUGCGCAAGGCUAAGGCGAGGAUAGUUCUUUUGGGAUUUCAACAUCCUAACCUCUUGGAUCCUUCCUUCAAAACAGCUUCACCAGUACAGUCAAGCCUGGGUCGCAACUUGUUGUACUUGAUGGCCGCACAGCAUCAAUGGACACUGGAGGGACUAGACUUGGCCACAGCCUUCCUACAGACCUUACCGACCGAGGCCGACAAGGAGCUGUGGACUACUGGUGUGGAAGAGUUGCGCGAAGCUAUUGGUGUUGGACCAGAACAAAUCAUGAGGAUUUUGAGAAACAUUUAUGGGUCCACCACGGCACCGAGAGGACUAUGGUUGGCUUUGCACAAGACGCUCACUUCACUGGGAGCUCAACCGGUUCUUGGAGAACGGUGUCUAUGGAUUUGGCUGUCGCAACUACAAGCGGAGGCGCGAACAAUAGGUGCCAUGGGAGGACAUGUUGAUGACUUUCAUCGUAUUGGCGAUGGUUCGGAAGAAUGGCUUGCUAUCAAGGCCAAAAUUGACUCCGCCUAUCGUUGGGGAAUGACCAAGUCUGGCAAUUACCGACACGCCGGAACGGACAUCACAACGACUACGGAUGAGCAAGGCUACCAGAAGAUCCUCGUGGACCAGCAGUACUACGUAGAUGGGGUCGCCGAUGUGGAGAUUGAGCUGGACCGCAUUCGUGGUGAUGAAGUGCUAUCUCGACGAGAUGUUGAUGCAUGCAGAACGGCGUUGGGUGAACUACAGUGGUUGGCCGUUCAAACGCAGCCACAACUAUGUGCUCGAUGUAAUCUUCUGCUAACUGAGAUCACCACAGGUGGCACUAUGUCAACGGCACGUGAGAUCCAACAGAUGAUUGGUGAGAUUCGCCGUGAAAGCUUCAAGUUGGAGUUUCGUCGCCUACCAGAUGUUCACCAUUGGAGAGACAUGGUUUUCAUCAGCAUGGGAGAUCAAGCUCACUGCAAUCGUCCCAAAGGUGAUUCAACAGGUGGAUUGAUCACCCUGGCAGCAGGACCAGGCAGCCUGGAUGGUACAGUAAGCCCCAUGCUAGUUCUUGGAUGGCGCACGUGGAAACUACGGCGAAAGGCAAUUGGUUCAAACGAUGCCGAGGUACAGUCCAUUCUCGAGGCUGAGGACCACAACUUCAGGACAAGAUUGCUGUGGUCAGAACUUCAUGGAGGUGGUGGCCAACAUGCUCAUCGGCCCCUACGACAGGACUUGGUGGCGCUACUCGAGAAACAAGUGGAAGGCAUCAAUGGCAUCUUGUGCACGGACUCAAGAGGCGGCUACGACGCCGUGGAGAGAAAUGAGAGUCCACUCCUGGGACUCAGCAAUAUCCGUGCAGCACUACAGGCGUUUCAGCUACGAGAUAACUUACAACGAGCUGGGUGUCGUCUACGGUGGCUGGCAUCUGACUUUGACCUCGCAGACGCCUUGACCAAAAAGAAAGAGGAAGCUCGGCAAGGACUUCUGAAGAUGUUGCGUACGGGCCAUUGGAGCAUACGCUUUGAUCCUUCUUUCACAUCAGCCAAGAAAGGAAAGAAACAAGGCAAAAGUGCCUUGGAAGCCAUAGAUCAUUUCAUUCGCAAGGGACGCCCCCGAGCGAGCAAUCACUGA